This is a messenger RNA of Aureobasidium pullulans EXF-150, 889 nucleotides long. RefSeq lists its product as uncharacterized. Lineage: Eukaryota; Fungi; Ascomycota; Dothideomycetes; Dothideales; Saccotheciaceae. The coding region runs from base 255 to 542 and encodes 95 amino acids. The transcript is spliced from 6 exons. The record is from RefSeq and is a predicted model, not a curated record.
GCCACAGUGACAUCAACCAGACCCUUAGUGCCCAUCACAGUUCGAGCCGUCUCCGCACAAGAACAAGUCAGCAGGCAAUAGGACGAUCACUCUCCAUACAGAAAUCGCAUCUCCCUCCAGAUCGGCUUUAUCCACCAUCUCUAACAAGCAACGGAGAAGGAACAUUCCAAGUUCUAUUUGUUCUUUCCUAUUCUCACUUCGACAAAUCGAUCUUUCGCAACUGUCACAAUCGCACCUAGGUUAAUCGCAUCAACAUGUCCAACUACUACCCUCAGCAGCCCCAGCAGGCCUACUAUGGACCUCCUCAGGGUCAAUAUGGUCCCCCUCAAGGCCAGUAUGGCGGACCUCCCCAGGGCCAGUACUACCCUCCUCAGCAACAGAUGGGCUACCAGCAAGGACCUCCCCCCAUGCAACAAGCACCCCAAAAGAAGGACCGCGGAUGCCUGAUGUCCUGCUUGGCAGUACUCUGCUGUUGUUUCGUCUGUGAAGAGGGUUGCGAGUGUUGCGCCGACUGCUGCGAAUGCGCAGAAGACUGCUGUUAAACACGUCGACCAUUCACCCAAGUAUGUCGAGAUGCUCGACAUGCAAUACCUCACUCAGUCCCCACAUACCAAAGGAAAGAGCAAUAUGCAUAAUGCAAGCUAGAACAGACCGAGGGAGGCACGGCAUACACGCAUCUUUUGCUCAGGUCGGGAGGCUGGGAUUGCUUCAUCCUAUGUUUUUGAUUUCCUUCCGUCUUCGUCUACAGUCAGCGCCCCUUCUUCGCAGGGUCCUCGUCGUUCUCCUUUGUCCUUGACGAACUUAUGCUUCUUAGUCUAGCACCACCAUGCGCCAGUAAUUGGUUUAGUAACAUGGCCACCGCUUGACGCGUCGAGGCCUCUUUUAUACA